CGGCGGAAGGACUCGGCAGGAGGGGAGGGUGUGAGGCGGCCGCGGAUAGAGCCCCCGCCCAGACAGGGCGGGGGAGGGGCGAGCACGGGCGGCCCGCCCCGGCCCGGCACCGCUCGGCGCAGGCUCCGCCGGGACGCACCGCUCCCGCCUCGCAGCAGCCUUAGCUGGGCCGGAACCGGGCCGGGAGGAGUGGAACGGCGGCAGGAACGGGCCGCGUCUCCAGCGCUCGCCGCGGAACUUUGCUUCGAACCGGCCCGGGACUCUCCGGCUCCGCGGCUGACCGGACCGAGCACUCCCCGGGCCUUACCAGCGGACUGGGCCGCCGCGCCCAGCUCUAGCUCGGGCCGAAGCGGGACAGGCGGAGCGGUGGGGCAUGGACCUGCGGGCCUAAAGGCGGCAGCGGCCGGUGGGGCGGCCGCCCUUCCCGACCCCCCUGUGGGCGAGCCGGCGGGCGGGGGGUCGGGGCGGGCCGGCAACGGGACAUGGGCCCCUGCGCUGCGGCCCUUAGGACACCGGCAGCUGGCGGGACGAGCCGCCCGCCCCCCGCGGGCCAGAGGCUGUAAACAGCGGCGGGGAGGGGGGACCCCGCGCCCGGCGGGCACCCCCUCCUGCCGAGAGCGAGCCGGGAAGGUGAGCGUGCGGGCCCGGCGAGCCCCCGAGCAGCCGGCCCCGAGCUUUCCCUGCUGUCCUGCCGCCUUCGCGGACGCUGCGAGGUCCCCUCCGUUCUGGAACUCUGAAGCGGUGAGAAGCGCUUGCCUGGGAAGAUUUUUCUUUCUCGGUUACUUUCCCCCUCUUCCUCGGGACUAAGGGAGCAGCGAGGGGAGCAGCUUGUUUUUGCGUUGUUGGAGUUUUCCUUGAACAUCCUCCACACCCCACUUCCGUGGUCUGGAUAUUCCGAGUGACUGCAAGAAGUUUUGGAGUUGCUUUGUUUCGUUGUUACCUUCCCCCCCACCCCUUUCUUUCUUUUUGCUUUUUCUUUUUGCUUGUUGGUGUUUUUUUUUCUGCCCUUGAACUGAAUUUGUCUUCUGUGCAUGCCUCUUCUGGAGCAAGGCUGGAUCCUGAACCUCAGUGAGGGGCAAAGCCUCGUUAAUAUUCCCGCAGUAGUAGUAAAAUGUAAAUUGGAUAAUACGACUUCUUGCCAAAGGCUCCAAUGAGUGGCACACAGUCUACAAUCACGGACAGGUUUCCUCUCAAAAAACCUACAAGACACGGCAGCAUUCUGAGCAGAGAGUCUCCAGCUGACAAGAAGCAGAAGGUUGAACGCUGCAGUAGCACGCACGACUUUGAUCCAACAGAUAGCUCCUCCAAGAAGACAAAGUCUAGCUCGGAGGAGAGUAGAUCCGAGACGUAUGGUCUUGUUCAGCGGUGUGUCGUUAUCCAGCGGGAUGAGAACGGAUUUGGGCUGACAGUCAGCGGAGACAAUCCAGUCUUCGUGCAGUCCGUCAAGGAAGAUGGAGCAGCCAUGCGGGCUGGAGUGCAAACAGGUGAUAGAAUUAUCAAGGUGAAUGGCACUCUGGUAACACACUCAAACCAUUUGGAGGUGGUAAAGCUGAUCAAGUCGGGCUCCUAUGUAGCUCUCACUGUUCAGGGGCGCCCACCAGGGUCGCCCCAGAUUCCAUUAGUUGAUUCUGAAGUGGAUCUGGCAGCAUUUGGGCAUAUGUCUCCCAUCAUGACAUCUCCCCAUUCUCCUGGCACAGCAGGAAAUGCAGAGAGGAUCACUAGCCCAGUGCUUGUGGGGGAGGAAAAUAAUAUUGUCCAUAACCAAAAGGUGGAGAUUCUGAGGAAGAUGCUACAGAAAGAGCAGGAGCGGCUGCAGUCUCUGCAGGAAGAGUACAGCCGCUCACAUACCACAAGGCUGCUCAAGGAGAUACAGGAAACAAAGAAACACAUUCCUCAGCUGCAGGAGCAGCUGUCCAAAGCCACAGGCUCUGCUCAGGAUGGAGUCUUGUCCUCCAGAUCUGUUACGGAAUCGCUGCAGAUCAGCGAGGUGGAGGCAGAGAGUGGAGACUGUGUGAGCAAACUGGAUUACAGUGGUGACAGCCCUUCCAGACCAAGCAGUGACAUUGCUGAUAGUCCUCGCAGUGGCUUGAAGGAGCAGAUUUAUCCAGAUGAGAGCCCAGAAAAGGCUGAGGUUCAAGAUACUGAUUGCCAGACCAGUGUUGGAAGUCCUUUAUCCCGAGUGGGGCCUCAGAUCAUUGGAGCAGAGGAUGAUGACUUUGACACUGAACAUGAGCAGAUUAAUGGACAGUGCAGCUGUUUCCAAAACAUUGAGCUCCUCAAGUCUCGGCCAGCUCACCUGGCUGUUCUUCUGCAUCAUGUGGUGUCCCAGUUUGACCCUGCAGCAUUGUUGUGCUACCUUUACACAGACUUGUACAAGCAAACCAACUCCAAAGAGACUCGACGUGUCUUCCUUGAGUUCCACCAGUUCUUCUUGGACCGAGCUGCAAAUCUUAAAGUUCCAGUUCCAGAAGAAAUCUCCUUAGAACUAGACAGAAGAAGACCAGAACUCCUUCCUGAAGAGCUUCACCGGCAGUUCAUACAGACCAUGCAGGAUAAAGUCUGCCCAGAAGUUCAGAGGAAUCUGGAAGAUUUCAGGCAGAAACGGAGCAUGGGAUUGACCCUGGCAGAAGGAGAGCUGAGCAGGCUGGAUGCAGAGCGUGUCCGUGACAGGAAUGCAGUGGAGAAGGAAAGAGCAUGUGCAGAACAGAUCAUUGCUAAAAUUGAGGAAGUCUUGAUGACAUCUCAGCCUUUGGAAGAAGACAGGAGUUCCACAAUGCAAUAUGUGAUCCUUACUUACAUGAAGCACCUGGGAGUCAAAGUGAAGGAGCCUCGGAACCUGGAGCAGAAGCGUGGCCGGAUUGGUUUCUUGCCAAAGAUCAAGCAAAGCAUCAAGAAGGAGAAAGAAGGAGAGGAAAAAGGAAAGAGGAGAGGCUUUCCUAAUAUUCUGGGCCCACCAAGGAGACCAAGUCGACAUGAUAGCAGUGCAAUUGGCAGGGCCAUGGAGAUGCAGAAGCCUCGCCACCCAAAGCACUUAACCACAGCAGCUUCUGUUAGCCCAGAGCCACCAGAGCCGGGCAAAAUGCGCCAGAGUGGCUCCUCCAGUGAUGGAACAGAUGCACCAUACCCACCAGCCAACCCAAUGUCUCCUUUGGCAGUGGGUCCCUUUUCUUCUCCAGAGGGAAGCAAGGACAGUGAAGCAGGUUUGAAGCAGACUGGAGAAGCUCCACCCGCAAGUGACUCUAUGGACGGCACACCCCGCACACCUAAUAACACCUUUGAAUUCCCAUCUCCCUUGGAGAACUUGCAGGAGGAGGAGGGAGAAUCAGAGAGAAUGGUUGACAUGGGAACACCAAAGCCUUUUCGCAAGAUGGACAGCGUUGGGUUCGCAGAUGUGCAAAGUGAAGAUGAGCUCUGUGAUUUUGACAUGGACAUGGACCCUCCCAACUGGCAGCAACUUGUGAGCAGAGAAGUCUUGAUGGGGCUCAAACCCUAUGAAAUCAAGCGCCAGGAAGUCAUUAAUGAGCUCUUUUACACCGAGAGAGCUCACGUCCGCACGCUGAAGGUUCUGCACAAUGUCUUCUACCAGCGUGUCACCAGGGAGGGCAUUCUCAACUCCAGUGACAAGAGGAAAAUCUUCUCCAAUCUGGAGGAUAUCCUUGGGCUUCAUGUUGCAUUAAAUGAUCAGAUGAAAGCUGUCCGGAAAAGGAACGAGACCUCUGUUAUUGAUGAGAUUGGGGAAGACUUGCUCUCCUGGUUUAGUGGACCAGCAGAGGAGAAGCUGAAACAUGCAACUGCCACUUUCUGCAGUAACCAGCCCUUUGCUCUAGAGGUCAUCAAGUCACGGCAGAAGAAGGAUUCUCGCUUCCAGACCUUCGUGCAGGAUGCUGAGAGCAAUCCCCUGUGCCGCCGGUUGCAGCUGAAGGAUAUCAUUCCCAAAGAGAUGCAGAGGUUGACUAAGUACCCCCUGCUGCUGGAUAACAUUGCUAAGUACACAGAACUUCCUGAAGAGAAAGAAAAAGUGAAGAAAGCAGCAGAUCACUGUCGUCAGAUCCUUAACCACGUGAACCAGGCUGUCAAAGAGUCUGAGAACAAGCAGCAUUUAGAGGAUUAUCAGCGUCGUCUUGACCUGUCCUACUUGAAGCAGUCUGAGGAUCCCAUGAUGGAUGAGUUCAGGAACUUGGACCUAACAAAGAGAAAAAUGCUUCAUGAAGGACCUCUCACUUGGAAGGUUAAUCGUGACAAAACUAUUGAUCUCUAUACUCUGCUUCUGGAGGACAUUCUGGUGCUGUUGCAGAAACAAGAUGAUAAACUGGUCCUGAAGUGUCACAGCAAAAUCUUGGCAUCAACAGCUGACAGCAAACACACCUUCAGCCCCAUCAUCAAACUCAACACAGUUCUGGUUCGUCAGGUGGCAACAGAUAACAAAGCUUUCUUCGUCAUCUCCAUGUCAGAAAAUGGAGCUCACAUUUAUGAACUGGUGGCACAGACUGUUUCAGAAAAGAAUGUAUGGCAGGACCUUAUAGCUCAGAUGGCAGGGACUGUAAAAAUGGGGAGCAGCAGAAGAGUGAUUCCAUUACCACAGUCAGGACCUGGCGAAGAAGAACGUGAGGAAGAGGAGCAACAGAAGCUCAAGGAGCAGCACGACAUUCCUGCCAGUGGCCUACAAAGUCCAGAUAAAGAUCUGGGCCUGGAAUCUCCCUUAAUACUGAACGCUCAGUCCUCUUCACCCAUCAUGUCUGAGAAGUCCAAGGUAGAAAGUCUUCUAGUGUCAGACAGACAAUUUGAUAAAGUGCAGCAGACAGACCUGACACUUAAAGAUUCUUCUGCAUGCUUUGAGCACACAGCUGGCAGUUUACCUUCGGUCUCAGAAGGGCAGUGGGCAUUGGAUGCAUUAAGGAACUUGGGCCUGCUGAAGCAGUUGUUGGUGCAGCAGCUCGGCUUCGCUGAGAAGGGCCCCCACGAAGACUGGCAGCGCUUUCCCAGGUUCAGGACCGUUUCUCAAGAAGCCCAAACUGAAAGUGGGAACGAGCCUGGACUGCAGCACUCUGACAACAACAAACUUCAUCAGCCCGGAGCAGACAGAACGCUGCCAAGAGCCGGCACUGACGGAGCCGCAGCCGGUUAUGGCCUCCGGACUUCCGCUGAAUCGCCAGCUUCAGGGGAUGCCAUGCAGCUGGUGGGGAGGGAGCCCAGACCGGGCAGUACCUUGGCAAUAGACCACAUGGGUCUGAACCUGGAGAUGGCAACCCCAGAGCUGGAAGGGGUGGGUGCUGAUGAAAGUGGGGAGCAUUUCUUUGACGCUCGAGAAGCUCACAGCGAUGAAAAUCCCUCUGAAAGCGAACUGAUGGAAAGGAAAGAGGAAGAGGAUGUGCAAAUCCGGAUCUCAGGAAAUUACUUGAUCCUUGAUGGGUAUGGAACGGUGCAGGAGAGCUCCACAGACGAGGAGGUGUCAUCUCUCGUUCUCCAGUGCACCACAGGUGGCCACAGCUCUUUGGACUCUGCCCAGCAGCAGCCACUUUCCCCACGGGACACCCAAUCUGAUGGAGGAAGCUCCCCUUUUGCUGAGGAGAUGAUGGCCUCACGCUGGGGUGGGGUGGAAGAGUCCUGCUCCUUCACUGCAAGCCCUCCCUUCUCUCUAGAGUCACGCCUGCAGAUGAUGCAGUACAUCCAGAAGAUAGAGGAUGACCUUGAAAAGUUAAAGGAGGUGGAGGAAGACUACACCAUUCUCCGACGCCAAGGGCUGGCUGGCUCAGCCUCCACGGGAGAGCACUCAGACUAAAGCUGGUCAGGUUUUCAGGAGUGGCUGAAGAUUGGAUGAAGGACACAGCUUCCUGCUGUCUUCCUCCUGGACUCUGAGCUGAGAGGGUUUGGCUCAUCCAAACACGACCCAUACUUUAUUCUGCUUCUCUCCUUGCUACCAGAAAUUCUUUUCAGAACAGAAAGAAACAAAACAAAACAAAACAAAAACCAUGGAAAAAAAAAAACCAAACCAAACCAAAUGUACAGAGCUUUGGGUGUAGGAUAUAAAAAUGUUAUUUAGACAUUAAAGAAGAAAAAAAAUCAAUGUAUUUAUUUGACUUCAUUCCGUGUAUCAAAAGCACAUUUUAAUUUUUUAAUCUGCCUUUUCAUUGUUGUUGUUGUUCUGUUUUAAUUGGGUAGUGACAGUUCUAGCCCUCUGCAUACAGGACAGCCUUGCCUGCCCCUCUGCUCCUGAACCAAAGGGCAGGUCUGAGGGGAGAGGGUGUCCCUCGAACCCUGUGCAGCUGGAUCUUGACUUCACUGGACUGGACUCUGCACUCCCUGCUGGCACUCAAACUGCCACGUGAAGAGCUGCUUGUGAAGGUGGUAGGAUGGCUUGUGGCUGGAAUCAUCUGUGUUCAGAGACUGCAUGGCAACUGCUCCUGUCCCCACAUCUGGAACCAGAGUUUUCCAUGCACUAAAUUGCCAGGCACUUGAGAUGGGUAAAUUUUCCUUCUCCUCUCCCAUUUGGAGUCUCCUUUGUUGAUGUGCAAGAUGAGACUGGGAGAGGAGAAAGAUAGGUUGUUUUUUUUCCUUGACUUUGUUGGCUUUGAUCAUUGUCUCCUUUUGUAAAGUGAUGACAAUACUUGGACCUGCAGCACUUUUUGUAACUCUCCUCUGGAUCAAAAAGAGAAAAAAAACCUAAACCAACUAAAACCAAAAAAUGCAACCCCAGAA
Messenger RNA from Pogoniulus pusillus (Red-fronted tinkerbird), 6696 nucleotides. It is a transcript of the gene ARHGEF12, whose product is annotated as Rho guanine nucleotide exchange factor 12. Gene Ontology annotation, biological process: G protein-coupled receptor signaling pathway; Rho protein signal transduction. The transcript is spliced from 41 exons. Lineage: Eukaryota; Metazoa; Chordata; Aves; Piciformes; Lybiidae. Gene Ontology annotation, molecular function: G protein-coupled receptor binding; guanyl-nucleotide exchange factor activity; GTPase activator activity. The record is from RefSeq and is a predicted model, not a curated record. The coding region runs from base 1151 to 5779 and encodes 1542 amino acids. Gene Ontology annotation, cellular component: cytoplasm.